Gadus macrocephalus (Pacific cod) is the source of this 5081-nucleotide messenger RNA. RefSeq names its product chromosome 7 C5orf24 homolog (gene c7h5orf24). The transcript has 3 exons. Lineage: Eukaryota; Metazoa; Chordata; Actinopteri; Gadiformes; Gadidae. The coding region runs from base 1454 to 2095 and encodes 213 amino acids. The record is from RefSeq and is a predicted model, not a curated record.
AGUGCAUGGGUGGUCUCGUAUGGAGGGGAACACCUUACUAGUGGAAGUCUUGUACGUUUGGAGGUGGUGACGUAGGCAAGGUUUUGCUUAAAAAAUGUAAUAAUCGUAUUGUGUUAUGACAAACAAUAAUACAAUUAAAUUAAACUGCAGAAUGAAGGUGUUAUUUUUGGGGGGGGGGGAAGGGUAGUUUAAAUAACAGGUUUUGAUUUUUAAUAAUUUGUAAACUCCCAAUGAGGUGUGUUUUAGAUAUGGACCAGGUGGUCAGUCUGUGUAAUCGUCAUUUUGUGUUUGUCUCAAGGUGCAAAUGAACUGGCUGUGACGAAAGCCAAGGCAGAAAUCACCAGGUUGAUCAAGGAAGAGCUCAUCAGACUACAAAAUUCUUACCAGCCGACGAGCAAAGGGAGAUACAAGGUGUUGUAAAGAACAACGUAUCCCCCGGGAGUUCAGCAACGCGGCUUCAUCUUCCACCACUUCACUUCAAUUCGAUGUUGCAUUUGUUUCGGCACAUUUUACACAUUUUUAUAAUGAUCCCUUCAAUUGCAGUAUAUUGUUAAAAUUGUCCCGUUUGCUUUUUUCUUGUCUUGAGGCUGUUUAACUUUUGUGUUCAGUGAUGUUUUAUCCAACCAGAUAUUGAUUAAAUUUAACAUUUUACUUUGCAAUUUCUCAAAUUGCAAUAAGUUCAGGUCAAUGUAAUUGUCUGCAAUUCUUUGCUGAAUGUAAGAUAUUUUUUUUAAUUUCCUGUAUAAUAGAAGUUUGGCUGUCUUCCGUAGGCUACAUUUUACUGGUCAUGCAACAUUGUCAAUGUAUGGUGAAAAUCCAAUGUUUUUACUUUCCCCAAAAAUAAAAGUGAUUUAAAAAAAAAUAAUAAUCUAUUCCUAGUUCAACCAAGCCUCUCUCUGUUGAAUAACAAAGAAAUCCUGAAAAUAUGAUUCAUUCUGGUUUUCUAAAAUAAAUUAUUUAUAAGAUUUCCUUUUUGUAUGACGGGAAUAGGUAUUAAUGUUUAAAGGGCAGGGUGGGAACACACCAAAUCAAUUGUUAAAGCUCGAUUGGUUUCGGCAUUGAGGAACAAUAAUCACUUUGACUCGUUGUCAAAUAUCUGAUAUUUGUUCAUUUUGAUAUGAACAAAUUAUUACGGCUCCGAUGUGAAAGUGGUUUUGGAGGAAAGUGUUAAAUCGCAUCUGUUCAUCUGCGCAUGCUCAGAAGGUCUUCCCAUCUUAUUAAUUUUUAAUGGGAAAUGGCUGCGUUCCUUAUCCAGAUCUCCGCUGCAUGGAAAUCCCACAUAAAUACGCCUUUCAUUUCAGUAUACAGCAAACCGAUAUUGUAAUAAUUCAAUCCGGGAAGGUGAAUCGGGAUCCUUUGUGAGAAAUGAAUGGAGUCAUGCUUUGAAGGAUGAAAGAUCUGUCCUUUUUGUUUUUAACCCUCUGCUUCCCGUGAUCCACAAACAAUCGAGACGAUGAUGCGGCAGGUGACCACCAGUGACUUCUGCAUGAGCGGCCGGCCGUCCUGCCUGGCGGAGGACUCCCACCACCCCGCCUCCCACUUUGAGCUCUGCGCCUCCCAGUCCAACAAGUUCUACCCCUCCCCGCACCCGCCCUCGCUGCAGAUGGGCCUGGGGCCCAUGCCGCCGCUGGCCCCCCAGAGCUCACACAAACCCCUCGCCUGCCACAGGCUGGACGCCCUGGGAGACCCCCGCUCGCCGGGACCCCCGCAGGGCUCGGGCAUGGGCAUGGGCAAGGCCGGCGCCGAGCCGCAGCCGCAGGACCUGAAGAAGAAGAAGCCCCCCGGGGGGAAGUCGGGCCGGCGCGGGCGGCCCGCCGGGACCACCAAGCUGGCGGGGUACCGGACCAGCACGGGGCGGCCCCUGGGGACCACGCGGGCGGCGGGCUUCAAGACCAGCCCAGGCCGGCCGCUGGGCACCACCAAGGCAGCGGGGUACAAGGUGAGCCCCGGGCGCCCCCCCGGCAGCAUCAAGAGCCUGUCGCGCCUCAACAAACUAGCCUACGGCACGUGCAGCGGCGCGGCCUUCCCCUACCCGCUGCCCCAUAAGGACAGCCUGUGUGAACCCUCCUGCAAGGACAAGGUAGCUAAUGAUUAACCCCCCUGGCCCUCACCCCACCUGGGUGUUGUCCCGUCAGAGCGGUCUUCUCCCCCGGCCCCUCACCCCACCCUGGGCUUUGUCCCGUCAGAGAGCCCUUCUCCCCCGGCCCCUCACCCCACCCUGGGCUUUGUCCCGUCAGAGAGCCCUUCUCCCCCGGCCCCUCACCUCCUCGGGGGGGCAGUCCCGUCAGUGAGCCCUUCUCAUCGGCUCUACUUUGAGAGAUGCAUGCUAUAGUUCUGCUGUCAGAAACGGACCAUGAUUGUACAUUUGUGCCAGUCUGAGAAAAGGAAGUGUGCCGUUGCUGUUGUGUUUUUUUAUAACUGUAUUUGUGUCGUUAUAUGUGUGUGUGCUCUGGUCAUGUGACCAUCAGGAUCUCAUUUCACCGUUGAAUCUAUCAGCGUCAAAAGACGAUUGGUUUUAAAUUCACCUUGGAAAUAUUUGAAUAUCUGAUCGUGCAGCCAUUAAAACUUAAUUUGGUCGGUUGAUAUGACAUCAACUGCUGUGUGACACCAUCUGUCAGUGGCUGGCUCUGCUGAGCAUGCUGCUACUCAGCAACCAGUCCAGUUUAAGCAAGUAUUUUCCAUGUUGUCGUUGUUAAUGUUGUUUCCACACGGCCUUCUAAUUCUAGCGGUUGUUUCUGUAGGUCUGAAUACAGCAACACUCAUUCAUUACCUGAACCUGAAUAUAAAUAGACUUCCACAUUCUAUAGGGGUUCUAUUUUCAAUUACCUAACUUUUCAACAAUGGUCCCACUAUAUUUAUUGUUCCGUAUGCAGUUUUGCAUCACAUUAAUUUAUACAAAAAUCGAAAAAAGUGUGAAUCUAACAAGCAUGACUUCAUCAUGAAAUGCUGUUUGGCUAGGGGUUGAGGACAAGGAGCUAUUGGCAUGUAUUUAGAGUAUUGUCCAACAGUAUUAAGACUUGAUAUACUUAACCAGGUAUUUAACCCCUUCUUCCCAACACUUUUGUUGGAGAAAAGGACUAUGCCAAACAUUUUCAUGAAUCAUUGAGGAGACAAGUGGCAGCAUUCUGCUUUAAGAGAAGCCCUAAACACGAAACUCCAUCCCCAUCAUUUGUAAAUAUUUAAUUGUUUCUUUUUACUUUUGUUUCUAGACAAUUGCAAUAUUAUAAUUCUGAUGUUUUUUGUUUUAAAUUUUUGUAUAAUAUUUCAUAGAGUAUUAUGAAGGCAUGUCUCACAUUCUGCCACCCUAUCUAUUCUAAGGUUGGAAAUUGCUGUAUAUUAAUUAUCUACCCUGAAGCAUUUUCUGGCAAACGUCAUUGUCAGGUUUGAAACAUGUUUUCACUAAGUUAUGGCUCAACCCUUUUUCAAACGCUCAUUUAAGGAGAACAGAUAAGAGAUUUAAAGUUGUUAAAGUGGAAGCAAAUAUGUGUAUGGUUGGCUCUAUGUGGUGACAUAAUUAUUUUAUAUCGUUGUACUUAGAUUAUUAUUUUGUUGCGUGUGUGUGUGUGUGUGUGUGCGCGCGCUUGCGUGUGUGUGUUAAUUUGUGUGUGCGUGUGUGUGUGUGUAUACAAAGCUGUCAACUGCUUAGGUUGAAAUCUGUAGACAUGCUUUUAACCGAUUACGACCCAAAACACCAUUGUCAUCCACCUCUACCAAAGAUUUGUAUCUUUUCUACAAGCUUCUAUAAAUUCUCUGCUAGAGUGUUUUGAUAACUACUACUCAUCUACUGUAUUAUAAUCGUGUGAUUCGGGGGAUACCCAUGUGGCGAAUACAAACGCAGGUCAUUAAGGAGCAUGUGUGGGAGGUUUCAUCUUUUCCAAGGAUGUUUGCAAAAGUAGUCUGGGAACAGCUGGCUAUCAAACCCAGGAGCUAUCAGCCAGGAUCUGAUCUCCUCCCAACCUCCUUCGCACUCCCCCCCCCACACGAUGAAAAGGGUUUUCCGGCCUCUGUUGAACGAAAGCGAAUCUGACCAAGGAACUUGUGUAUGCCAUACUGCGAAUGAAGACGCUUCGUUGUACCAUGAAUAAAUAGCUUGUUUAAAUAGUGUUGUUAAUGCAUUAUAAAUCCAUACCUAGGAGCAAUGUAUGCUUCCACAAUCAAAUCACAAUUUUAUAUUCAAACGUUUUUACUUACGGACACAAUAACAUCUCUUUCUUUUAUGUAACCAAUAUGUAGCUUUAAGUUAUUUACACUGAUGGAAGUUGCUCCUGUUCACAUUACAUGUCACUGACCUUGGCGGGACACUGGUUUGGUUUUAUAUGGUGUCAGCGCUGUACAGCAUAUACAUAUAUAUCCUUUUUUCCCUUUGACUUUUUUCAAUGAUAAAGUAGGCCUAUAACUCAAACGAUAGUGGAUUAUAAGGCUUAAAUCCGUUCCAAAACUUCCAAUUCCCAGCAUCUUCCUUGUUCAUGACAUUGUGAAUCAUGGGAUUCCAUCUCCCCGUCAUACUUCUGGAGAACCCUGACACGUCUAGUGUUAUUCCUCAGUGGGUUGACUUGUUUCACAGGAUCUCCAAAUUUGGUUACAAGACAUAAGUGCUUUUGUGAAUAUAUUUUGUUGCGUCCAACUUUUGUUGAUCUCUUAUGUUGAAUGACCAUACACCUCACACAUAUUCUGUGAGUAACUAAGUUUAAUAGAAAGCCCAUAUAUUUGGAAGUUUUUCAAGGUGUGAUAUCAAAGAGGGACUGCAGUUAAUGGCAACGUUUUUUGAUAUGCCUUUACAAUUUUAAUCCAACACAAUCAAGGGUAAUUAUUGUUUAAAUUAUGAAAUGUUUCAUUGAUUCACUCACCCUUCAGCAAGUUCUACACUUUAAAACAGCAGGUUUUAAAGUGAUUUUGAUUAAGAUGUUACCUCACACUAUUGAGUAUUAUCCGGAGAAGCGAAGCCCUGUGAUUAAUAUAUUGUGUAACACGCUCACAUUUAAUUCUUUGUAUAUUCCCACGUUUUUUUGCAUUUCUUUAUUUCUUGCAUGGUUGUUGUGAAAUGUCUAAAGGUUGUGUAAUAAAUUCUGAAUUAAGACUAA